This is a messenger RNA of Durusdinium trenchii, 1764 nucleotides long. Lineage: Eukaryota; Dinophyceae; Suessiales; Symbiodiniaceae. The record is from the annotation of a GenBank genome assembly.
AUGAGCCGGGAUGUUGAAUAUUUGCCGGCAAUGAAGAAGAUUUGGGACGCUGUGGGGAAGAUGUGGCAACCAGCUGACAUCCUCACGGCUAAAGGCCACCAGAUGUGUCAAACAUGGGCCGUCCGCGCAUCGCACCCUGAGUACCCAUAUGCACUGCACUUGUUAUCGAUGAUGGCACCUUUGACGAACGGAGCUGCUGUGCAGAUUUUUCCCACGGCAAGCAGUCCUUUGGUUGCCUUUGGAAUCAACGUGAACUAUUCACAAACACGAAAGAGCUCAUGCACCAGCCAUGCUGACAGCAUCACCAGGGUGUUGGAUUCCCAUGUCCGGCAAAAGACUCAAACCUUCUUGAACCAGAUGUCAGUGGAACAAGAUUUCACGCAUGAUGAAAGCACUGCUGCUGGUCAGAGGCCCAAACCGGUUGCGGCUGUGGUGCUAUCAUCCGCCAUCGCAAGCGCAACCCCUGAGGAGUGGUUUCAUAGAUGCGCAAGUGACUUUGACCAGGUCAAGAAUGGAAGCAAGUUGCCAGGGACACCCAGACAUGUUUGGGUACCUUUGCCGGCGGAAGUGGCCGAAAUGCUCGGCAUCGCCAAAGAGGCUACUUCUCCAGCAGCUGCACAAGCUGAAUGGAAGGAAACCUUUCCUGGCGAGAUGCCGCCAGAGCUCCCUGCCACGCAAGACUUUGCAGCCGACUACUUGCCAUCUUCCGCGGGCUAUCCUGUCCGCCUGCUUGACGGCAACAUGAGCCGCCUGCGAUUCCGCAGGGAUCCCAGGGUGCCGUCUGGCUUCACCGCUGAAUGGCGUGUGGCCAACAGAGCUUUUCCUGUGCCUCCUGAAUUCCAACUUGAAGCGGCAGUCCUGCGGGUCACGGAAUUUUUUUCCGUGCCACAUAUGAAACUUGAUCUCACUCCCGAAGCCCAGCAAAUGCACAUGUCCUACCAGGGUGGAUUGAAUGCGCAGUCCCACAUGGCCCGGGAACGUGCAGAUCCUGUUGGUGGAGCCCGCCUCGGCGCUGCGCCGUGGCACAUCGGCGUUUUGGCCGGGCUGCUGCUGGUCUACGAAAUCUUCUCAGGAGUCUACAGCGCCGACCGCUUGCAGCAGAAAGAUUUGCAGGUGCAUACAAUCAAGGACAUUGCCUUGGGCGAAGAAGCUGCCAGUCCCAACCCCCAGCCGCAGCCAGCAGAAGUGCAACCUGACUUCGAUGCCUUGGUUGGGGCAGAUCCACUUCCCUUUCCCGGCGGAGAUUUUGCAGACUCCAUAGUCGACGAUGCGGCUGCAAGUCACAGCCCCGAACUUCCGCCCGAGACUGAGCCGCUCCGGGUUGCCGACGUUCGCUCCAUCGAGUUUGGGUAUGGCCCGGAUGGCGCUUCAGUGCAGAGUGCUUUUCACGCGAAGCAUUUGACUGAUCGCUUCAUCAUGAAGGCUACGCUUCUACAUGGGCAUCCCAAGGUAACUUCGAAAACUAUUUGCGACAAGUUGCGCUCCUCCAGAGAAUCCGGUCGAAAGGCCUUACCGCGAGAGAACUGGGUGGCCGUGAUGGAAGCUUGCGCUGGUUCUCCCAUCCUUGACUUCCAAGACGACACCCUCCAACUUCGUGCUAUACCGCAAGAUGCACCAGGGCGGACAUUCUACCACAAUGAGCUGAUGAAGUUGUGCGGAGUCACCAUGAGAGAGCUCAUGACAGCCAUGAACCGAGCCGCAGCCGCAAAGGCGAAAUCGGCAGCUCCUCCCAAGCGGAAGCGACAAGACGGACACGAAGAUUAG